Tuber aestivum (summer truffle) is the source of this 693-nucleotide messenger RNA. Lineage: Eukaryota; Fungi; Ascomycota; Pezizomycetes; Pezizales; Tuberaceae. The record is from the annotation of a GenBank genome assembly.
AUGUUUUCCCUCAUGGCCAUGGCCACCAGUGCCUUUGCUCAAGUUGCUACCACUGCAGGCUAUGACACCGUCUACGACAAUGGGAGUCUCUCCACCCUCUCACUCGCCUGCUCCGACGGUCCCAACGGUCUCUAUACGAAGGGUUAUCAGACCCUGAGCUCUCUCCCCAGGUUCCCUCGGGUUGGUUCAAUUGAGACCAUCCCCGGGUGGAACUCCCCCAACUGUGGGAAGUGUUACAAGGUCACUUAUACCGCUACCGGUGCCUCGAUCAACAUGAUUGGUGUCGACGCUGCUGCCAGCGGGAUUGUUAUGAGUCUGGGGGCGCUCGACGAGUUGACUGGUGGCUUAGGGGAGGAAUUAGGGCGUGUUAACGUUACUUAUGUGGAGACUGCUGGGACUGAUUGCGGGUUCCCUGCUUAAGGUAUCGAAUUCCUUACGCGCGGGAGAGGUGAUUUUCUAGACGGACUGAUGCUAAAAAUUUCAUAGGGAUCGGAAACGCGGUGAAAACUGGGCGACGGAUGCAUGCUACCCGGGAGCGAUGGCACUAAGGUGGUUUGAGUGGUAGUGGAUUGUGCAGAAGAGCAUAUCUAAGGAGUUUAAAUCAUCAUUUACCUAUACAGUCCUUUCAUAACAUUCCUAUAUUUCUUUACUUGUAUCAAGUCAUAAUAUGAAAAACUGAAAAUUGUGCUAAAG